UAUAGCGACAUCGCCGUAGAACCGCCCACAAAGCUACUUGCGCUUGGCGCAUCUCACUUGCGUUUCAGACCUUUAAAAUAGGGCCCAUAAAGUAGGGUUUCAAAUGAUGUCACACACAUUCCAAGAGACCAUCUUGGAGCUUUUUCACCAUUAUAAUAAGAAUAAUAUCAACUUUUUGUACCGUUAUUCAAGAAUUUUUUGUCAACAAAUAGGCCUACCAAAAUGGCUUGAACUUAGAUGAACAGAUAAACUUUAUUUUCGAUUUUAUAUUUUAUUUAUGUAACCCUUAACCCUAACCCUAUUUUUAUACCAUAUUACAAUUAUGUUUGUCUCUGUGGAUUUUGUACUUUUAUAUCGACCAGCAUAACUUUUAGUGUGAAAAUGUAAAAGACAAUAAGCUUUUUCUAAUGCUUAUUAUUUUAUGGAACUUAAUAUCAAAUUAUUGAAACAUUAUCAGGGAAAAUAAUUUAUAUAAAUUCACCAAUAGAAACACACAUAGUAUGGAGUUAAGAGUCUUGCAACAAUAGAUUUCGAAAACUAUCUAAAGGAAGAUUACGUGCUUCAUGUUGAAUAAAGUCCCUUUUUCAUCAUAUCGAGUUUCAUCAUUCUCUCAACUCUCCCAUCAUGGGGGACCAUUCAGGUAUGUUGUGAUGAUGGGCAGUUUCCUUCUCUGAGUUUCCCAAGAGCGGGUUUAAUUACCCUCCAAGUCGAUGUAGCAACCUGUUGACCACUCACACAGCCUGUUUUGCAUACAUGUAUCCACUUGGUACUUAUGGCUGCUUUACCCAUCCCUGUGGUCUUCAUUAGAGCGAUGUAGCUACAAGUCCUUCCCUUUGGCAUGACUCUGGGGCGGUCUAGUUCACCUCCAUGUCACAGAAAUAGACACAUUAACAAAUCUUAACGUAAUAUUUGUAAAUAAGGGUUUCUAUUGUUUUAUACCUUUUUGGCCAAAAUAAAUCCCAGCCAGCCUGGAAUCUCUGUUCAUCCAGUUCAGGACUAACACAUACGCGCACACACGCACGGGCAGACGCACGCACGCACAAACGCACACACACACACGCAAAUACAGGCCUUAAGCGCCAAGGCCAUGGUUUUAACAGACCAGCUCUAAGGAACGCUAUUACCCCAGGCAUCCCAAGCCCAAUGUCUAAUGUCAUCUUUUUAAAAACAAACCUUUUUCAUUUUCAUGUAAAGGAUCUUUGGGUUUGUAAAAUGCACCAAAAUUGUGUUAUUGGAGUGAACCUGUUCGUUGGUGUCUCAUUAGGGUUUUGUCUGAACACCUCAUUAAGGCAGUGACCAUAGGUUGUAAUUAGUGGUGCUAAAUGUGACUAUCCCCCUUAAGGUGUGUUCCCUGGAGCCCGUGGGUUAUCACGGACAAUGGACACCAGGGACCGCUGAAAUGCCCAAUCACCAACACCUUACAUCAAUAACAACUUAUUUGUUUGGUGCUUUGGGAAUCAAUAACCUCUCCAGUGUCUAAAGUGUGUAGAAUGGGUAAGCGUAGUGGUUCCCAACCUUUUUUUUGGCCUGUAACGCCAACGCGGAAAGUUUUUGUGACUCACCAACAACCUCUUGUUGUUGUGCAUCUGUUUCAACACACAUAAUCCUACCCCAAUGAAACUUUGCCGGAAAUAUCAAUGCAAUAGAUUGACAAAGAUUGACAAGCAAGCUAGUUGACCGACUCGUGACGCAUCUUCGAAUGCACCAGACUUAAAGAUUCGGUAUACUUGGACUCAAGCUUCAAAUCACUACAUUUUCUAACCCUAACAGAGCUUUGGAGAUUAAAUCUGUGCAAGCCGUUGACCAUAAAUAAACAUACAGAUUUAUACAAACUGCAUCUGAAGAGACCAACAAUCUGUGUUUUUUUAUGAGAUUGGCUCACAACAGGGUAACUCACACACUGCUUGGGUCCCUAAAAAACAAAGCUGUGACAAGACUACUAGGGAGCUGCGCCUUAACGUCUAAACAUAGGCAAAACUAUGCAUGCGAGGUGCUAAUUGUUUUUUUUGUGUUUUUCACAUAUUAAAAAAAAUGGCAAAAAAUCUAUCCAGACGGAAGUCAAAGGCUCUUCAGGCAAAGUUGUGCCUCAUUAGGAGACACGUGUGAGUGCCAGGUGUCAUGACUGUAGGUCAAAGGGGUUAGGAGAUAUGUUUCUUCAAAGUUAGUGUUUUCAGACGAUUGCUAUAGUGCCACUAUUGGGCCAAUCAGUGUAAAAAGUGUUUCCGUAGCCUAAAAAAUAACAACACGAUUUAGUUUUUGGUUAUUUUUUGCAUCUUAAUAUAUCUUCUGAACUUAAAUAUAGUACUCAAUGCCAUAGUGUAGGUUACCAAAAUUAUAGCGUCAUUAAAUACAAACUCAAGUGGCUUACUUUUUGUGAAAUCGAACUGUCUUAUAAAAUGCACUUUGACAACACAACGAAGAGACACUGAUGCCAAGAAAGAAUGCUACCGCCACGUUGUGUGUGUGUGUGUGUGGAUGUAUGGUUCUCCGUCUGGGGAGCAGUUAAUGGUGAUGGGUGCAUUUGAGAAGGUUAAGGCUCGUUUAACUCCAUGGUGUGUGGAGUAUUUCAUGUUCAACAUUGCCGAUUAUAAUGCUCAUACUCAAAGUGUUUAAGAUAUGUAUGUUACAAAGUUACAAUGGGGAUAAAAAGGGGAUAUAGGGGUGUUCAAAUUCUAGCUGAAAUAGGGGGUUCACUUCCACUUUUAAGUAAAAUAAGCCCAAAGAAUUAGUUAUGGAUAUAAUUAUAUAUAUCCAUAUAAUUAUGGAUGUGAAUAUUAAAUAUUAUCAAGAGUGUGACGAUGAUGAUGACGUCAGCCCCAUCGAACAAAAAAAAGAAGGCAUUGGGCUUCUGUUAUAAAUUCAUACUGUAGUUCGACUACAUCAAGCAAAGUUACUACUGCCUCUUAGCCGGACCAACACCACAUACAAUCGGCUAAAGUCUACCAACGUUUUGAUAUUCCUUUCCUUACCAAUGCGGGUGUGAAUAAUUCUGAAACUAUGUUCCUAACUAACUAAGUCUUUUCAUAGUUGUAAUCAGUCAACUCUUUCACAGCUGUGACCUUACUAACAUCGUCCUACAAAAGAUUUGGAAGGAUUUGAACUUCACACAAAACAUGUGAGGAUUCCAGCGUUGAAACAUUUUCUUCCCCUGAAGAACUCUCAAUCCUUUGGUUGGUCAAAUGGAAAAUGGUUCACAUCCAUUUUAUUUUAACCUCACUGCAUUUGGAAACAUUGGAUACUACCGCUAUCCAGCGUUUAUCUUUUGUUUUCUUCUGUAUUCAGUUAUUGUGUUCGCUAAUGUCAUCAUCAUACUGGUUAUCUCACGAGAGAAAUCGCUGCAUCAGCCCAUGUAUAUUUUGAUUUUGUGUCUCUGCAUCAAUUCUCUAUAUGGAUCAGCUGGCUUUUUCCCCAGGUUCCUGAUAGACCUUCUAUCCGACACUCAUGCCAUUUCCCUUCCGGCUUGUUUCACUCAGAUCUUCUUUAUUUAUUCAUAUGCAACAUUUGAAUUGACCAUGAUGAGUGCCAUAGCGUAUGAUAGGUAUGUGGCUGUUUGUCACCCCUUGCAUUACCACAACAAGAUGACAGCAAACAAGGUGAUAACAAUUGUAGCCGCAGCGUAUAUCUAUCCCGUAUGCGUUCUGUCCCCAUCUGCCUGUCUGUCUUUUACAACUCCCCUGUGUGGUAAUAAUAUACCAAAGGUAUUCUGCGCAAAUUGGCUUGUUUUAAAGCUGUCCUGUGUAACAACUUUUAUCAAUAACGUGGUUGGACUUUUUCUUUCAGGUACUAUAUUUGCACCAUUACUUUUUGUUGCAUAUACCUACGUGCGCAUUCUUCUUAUUUGUAGAAAAGGCACCUCAGAGUCUAGGCUCAAAGUCUUACAGAGCUGCUUGCCACAUAUAGUUACUUUUGCUAAUUUUGCUGUCUCAAUGUUUUGUGAUGUUGUCCUGAGUCGGUUUAAUAUAGAAGAAUUUAGUCCAUUUGCAGCAAUAGUUAUAUCACUUGAGUUUGUUGUGAUUCCCCCAAUUGUGAACCCUCUUAUGUAUGGGAUUAAGCUACAAGAGAUAAAAAAAAAUAUUCUUAAAUGUUAUUUUAAAAAAUAAUACUGUACAUAGCCUUUAAUAAUUACUAGUGGGAUACGAUACUCCAACAACCUAUUGGUAUCAGAGUCUUACUGAUGACAAAACCCUUAUCCAAAUAUGUCAAAAUAUUGCUUCAUAUUAUUUGUAUGUAGCCUGGCCCUACCAGACCAUCGUACUUCAUUUAAUUUGUAAAGAAGUGAAAUGAAAAUUGAGUGGAAGUAGGUAGGUGGGCGGUGCCAGGCUAAUUUGUAUGUAUGCAUGUUAGACCAUUUUUAAAACCAGUUGUAACAAAAUCUUCUCAACCUGUAUUAUAAAUAACCAAAAAUAUAUAGUAUUGCGGCUCUUGCCUUAUUCUUUCAUGAAAAAACAGCUGUUGAAACUUAAUAUUUGGGUAUAAGAAUAAGAAUGAAAUGCCAUUUUGGAUGUGUGUGUUCAUGAAAUUUAAAUAGUGAUGCAAUAAAACAAAGUAAAAGAGCUAAACAACUUAUAUAUAAUAUAACAGGAUGCAUGGCAAGGGGCAAAGCGAUCAAUUUGAUUGGAUAGAUCAACUGGUGUAG
Messenger RNA from Gadus morhua (Atlantic cod), 4636 nucleotides. RefSeq names its product olfactory receptor 51L1-like. The record is from RefSeq and is a predicted model, not a curated record. Gene Ontology annotation, biological process: G protein-coupled receptor signaling pathway; detection of chemical stimulus involved in sensory perception of smell. Bases 3180 to 4100 code for a protein of 306 amino acids. Gene Ontology annotation, cellular component: membrane. Lineage: Eukaryota; Metazoa; Chordata; Actinopteri; Gadiformes; Gadidae. The transcript has a single exon. Gene Ontology annotation, molecular function: odorant binding; G protein-coupled receptor activity; olfactory receptor activity.